ACGUAUUCAUUGUGGAAGUACGUCACUGGCUUCGAGCCACAGGCGGCAGCGAUGAGAAAUUCAAAAAUUGCGGGCUAGCGAGCUAGCUGCUAGCAUACAGUACGGAUUGUUAUUUUUUUCUUGUCAGUUUUUACCCCGAAACCAUGGCUUCUUAUCAUCAUUUAUUGCAACACAGAACAUCACGACUAGACUCUCCCGCCAAGGUCUUCGCUAAGCUAAAGGCUAAAGUGCUGUCAGAGCCGGUGUGCGUCAACCAGGGGCUUUUAACCAGCAACGAUGGGCUGUGUUACUCUAGAGAUGAACACAGAUCUGUUCUGAACUCCCCACGGAAGAAACCAGGGAGCGCCUCGAUAACCGACAUGCUCAAGGAAAACCAGAAGAAGUUUGAUUCUCAUCACAAUGAAGUGCAGGCUUUAACUCUUUCUCCAAUUGCGAGUCCUAAAAAACACGGCGGGUAUUCAGAAAUCAGCCCCUUGGAGGACAUGGGACGAGGACGCAUGCGAAGAGAGAGGUCCUUCUUGGAGUCUACAGCCAUGUCUCACGUUUUGUGCGACAGAGGACAGAUCCAAAGAGGACCACCUCAGAUCAGGGAUGAUUUCAAGGUACCUCGUGGGACUCUAAUGAAUAAACAAUCCGAUGGAAGGAGGGCGUUUGAAGAGGACCGUGCUCCUCUCAGCACUCCCCUGUAUCCUGCCUGUACGUUUUCCCCCAUGAAGAAGAGGUUGAGGAAGAGAAAGUGGGAGCAACAGGAAAGCCCUGCUGUCAGCGAACAUAGCACUCGCAACAAAACAAAGGAUUUGAGUAUUGUUGAAGGAUAUUCUAGCGAUUCAACAGAGAUGACUCUUGAACCAAGGUUGCCAACAAUAAGAUCCGCCACAGAAAAACGUCAUAAUGACAUUGUAGAAAGAUUUCCUCCAAUGUCCCCAGCCAAGAUUUUUGCAUACAUGAAGGAGAGGGAAGGCAAAAAAGAGCUGCAGAAAGACCACGUUGUCAACAGAAGAGUCCCUUUUGAUGGAGGUACUUCCCAUCCGUCCAGAGACACUCCCCUGACCACAACUCACAUUAUGGAGACGGAGGACGUAAGCUCAACAAAUUCUCCAGAAAGCGCAGUUCACGCUAACGAGCACGGAGUCGACUCAACUGACAGCCGGUCAGAGACCGUUCUCGGCGAGGAUGCCACCAUCACUUCUGCGCCGGUGAUUUUGCACCAAGACCCUCUCGUGCUCGAGUCUCCUCAGAUCUCCAUACCGAAGAAGCACGGUGAGGCUGUGUUCAGGCGCAACCAAUGUUCCAGACCGGUGAAAUUUGCAAAAGACAAUGUGAUUUAUCUCAGUAAAUGGUACCUGAGGUCGAGUUAUGAUGGCCUGUACGUAAAUGGGAUCCAUGGAGAAACAAACAUACCAUGGAAGAGUAACAUCGUCGUAGGCAGGGUCUCUAGUUCUGUGCUGAAGACCGUCACCGGCAGGGUUUACAUCUUAGUUGGGAAGAUGAAGGUUGAUCUUGAAUCUGGCUUACCAGGCUGGUUUUUGAAAAAGUUUGCUAAAGGCUUUCCUGCGAACUGGAAUGAGCUGUAUGAGAAGUUUCUGUUGGAGUCAAAAGCCAAACGGAAGGAACCAGGGAAGAAAGUUAAAGGGAGAAGCGUCUCAGCUAACACGCAGUCACAGACCUCCUCCCUUGAAUGUUCUGUGAAGCGCCACAGGACAACCUCCUUGAGGACUCCCGACUCCUGUCUUUCCAGCACCUUUUUGUCUUGUACAAAGGUGUCUCGAAGUGGCCGGGUGAUCAAGCCACCUCUGGAGUAUUGGAAAGGAGGGAGAGUCAUCCUAGAUGGACACAUGAAUGUAAAGGUCCUUCAAUGUUACGAAACCUCCAUCAUCAACGAUGAGGUCGCUAAAACUGUGUCGGCGAGGUCGUCGCAGAAACCCGUCCGCGUCCUCGUGCCUCGUAGUGAAGCCUUGAAGCAACGCGAGUUAGUCUGCGACAAAGACGUGUCAAUACCCCUGAGGAGGGUCAAUAUUCCGCGACACAAACCUAACAGAGCCACGGUUAAUGCUGAGGAGAAGCCGUCUAAUUUGUCCAAACCUCCUGAGGAGACACUUUGCAGCCCCGGAGAGCAAUCUGGCAGAAGAAGAUCCAGCCAAAGGCUUUCUGAUAAAGUGGACACUGACACAAAAAAGCAAAUUGAACCUGAAAAUUCUAAAAGGAAAAGGUCAAAAACCCAAACGCAGGACACCAACAAACCUCCAAAGAGACCCUCACGCCGCAAAAAGACUGUCCCAAACAUCACAGAGACUUCUGAUAGUGAUAAAACGCUGCACAACACAUCAUCUGAUGAUACAGGUUCAGUUAAGAAAAAAAAGAAAGCACACAGAGUAAAAAAAGGCAGAAAGAUUCAUAACAAAUCAAAACUAAACCACGAGUCCUCAUCCAGCCAGCCAUCAGAGUCCCCUGCAGACAGCGAGGAGAGCACCAGAGCCACGAAAAAAAGGGACAAGGCGCAAACAAAACACAAACGGAGUAAAUGCAUCGAAGCGUCACCACCCAAAAUGCCUCCGCCGAAAUCGACAAAACCCAAAGGGAAACACAAGAAGACGUUUAUUUUGCCAGAGCAAGAUGGCGAUGAGUGGACCACGGCAGAGCUCAAGAAGCUCAAAGAGGCUGUGUCCUACUAUCCUAAGCACAUGGACGGUUACUGGGCAGAGGUGGCAAGGAUGGUAGGAACACGUUCUGCAGAAGAAUGCCACAAGCAGCACACGUCACAGGGAGCAUCACAGACUCCUGCUGUAAAACCCAAGAUGCCCAAAAAGAAAAAGGUGGAACCAGAAGUUCCAGUUACAGAUAAACCUGUGAUAUCAGCCCGGGUGGGAACCUUGAGGAGAAAGCAGCAGGUGCGUGAGUUCCUGGAGGCCAUGCCCAAAGAGGAUGUCGAUGAUGUUUUCAGCUCCGCAUACAUGCGGAAUAAGCGGUUUGAGAUGCCCAGCUUGUUGCCAGGCGAUGAUCACGACCUCCGCGUGUCGGACCAGAUCCCCACAACCCCGAGCUCGUCGUAUUUCCCUGAAGUGAAGACUCCUCAGUGUCUGCAUAUCACUCCAGGAAUGAUGGGCUCACCAGACAGGAACAACGACGAUAAGUACGUCUAUCAGCUGCAGAAGCGGAUGAAGAAAAAUCAGUUUAAUGUGUGCAAGCGUCCGACAACUUCAAAGAGCUUCACACCCACACCAUCAGUUAAACGAUCGAUGAGAAGAUGCGGUAACGCAGAAAACUCGAGCUUUGUCAUUUGGGAGAUGUUCUCAGGGAACGAGGAAGCUCCAUCUCAGAGCGGAGAGGAAGAGGAUUUCUACUUCUCGGAUGAUGACAACUGACUGGAGGGCCAGAGCUGAAACAUCAUAUUCAAAAAAAAAAAAAAAAAAGUUUUUCACAGUUUAAAAAAUCAGCAGAGGAAAGAUGUAACUUUCACUUAUCACAUGUGAACAAUAAAAAUCAGUUUCAAUUUUUUUUAUAUGUGAUGAAUAUGAUUGAUUUUUAAACAUAUCUUUAAUAAUAUGUAUAGAAAUUAAAUACAUUUGCUCCGAGGUGGCCUGCUGUAUAUCAGACAUAAAGAUACAAAUUUAAAAUUUAAAUAGCUAAUUAUAUAAUUUUACUACCCCGUCUAGUACGUUCCUGUAAAUAUAGUUUUUGUUGAACUCCUCAUUCGAAGAGUCUCUUGUAAAGUUUUUUAUUUUAAAUAAACCCUUCUUCAAUCAA
Messenger RNA from Mugil cephalus (flathead mullet), 3744 nucleotides. It is a transcript of the gene mis18bp1, whose product is annotated as MIS18 binding protein 1. Lineage: Eukaryota; Metazoa; Chordata; Actinopteri; Mugiliformes; Mugilidae. The transcript is spliced from 16 exons. The record is from RefSeq and is a predicted model, not a curated record. Bases 144 to 3362 code for a protein of 1072 amino acids.